This is a messenger RNA of Dreissena polymorpha, 489 nucleotides long. Its product is annotated as short-chain collagen C4-like. The record is from RefSeq and is a predicted model, not a curated record. Lineage: Eukaryota; Metazoa; Mollusca; Bivalvia; Myida; Dreissenidae. The transcript has a single exon. The coding region runs from base 1 to 489 and encodes 162 amino acids.
AUGGUAUAUAGCGGACAAGCAGCCGGUGGUCAUUAUCAACACACGGGCUCUGGUGAAUACAUUUGCCUCCCAAACGACCCUGAGUAUGACAGAUAUAAUCAAAUCAAUGAUGAUUAUAGAUCACUGAUGUAUGGGGCUGAGUACGAAACAGGCCACAAUCCUCCAGCUUUAGGCGAUCUCUACGAGAAUGACGUACCGUGUUCUGUUUGUUUUGCUCGCGGUAAGACAACAUUGAUGAUACCUGUCCGUACAUCGUGCUACAACGGAUGGACCAAGGAGUACCAGGGAUACCUGAUGGGGGAGUACCAUGGGUCUCAAGGAAAAGGAUAUGUACGCAUGGACAAAAACGCCGAGGCGCUGCAUUCCAGCUAUGCUAAUCUAAAUGGCGCUCUGUUCUUCAAUGUCGAAGGUCGGUGUGGUACAUUGAAAUGUCCUCCGUAUAUCGAGGGAGCAGAACUAGCCUGUGUCGUUUGUUCAAAAUCCACAUAA